AUGGGCCUCCAGCGCUCAAAUGUGACAAUCAUCCACCCGGAUUUGGGUAUCGGCGGCGCAGAGCGGCUGAUAAUUGAUGUCGCCCUAGCCCUGCAGAACCGAGGCCACCGCGUAACGAUCUACACCUCCCACCGCGAUAAGACGCACUGCUUCGACGAGGCGCGCGAUGGCACACUAGACGUCCGUGUGCGCGGCAACACCAUCUUCCCCGCCCAUGUCUUCGGCCGACUUCACAUCCUUAUGGCCGCGCUGCGCCAGCUACAUCUUACCGUGUCAUUACUGGGUGAGCUUGGUGCACGCGGGACCUCGAAGACAGCCACCGACGAGGAAGAUUGUGACGAUAUAUUCAUUGUGGACCAGUUACCGGCCUGUGUGCCUUUAUUGAAAUCAUUCGGCCGCCCGCGCGAGUCCCGACGCCAGCGCAUUCUGUUUUAUUGUCAUUUCCCGGAUCAAUUGCUUGCGCGUCGAGAUGAGGGCGGGUCGCUUCUUCGGUUGGCGAAGAUGCUGUACCGGUUUCCGUUUGACUGGUUUGAAGGCUGGGCUAUGAGUGCGUCGGAUCGGGUCGUUGCUAAUUCUAAAUUCUCCCGUGGGGUUGUACGUGGCGUUUUUGGCUCGGACCGGCUGGGUGAUGUGGAAGUGGUCUAUCCGUGUGUCGAUAUGGAUGCGGGGGUAGCAGAACCCAAGAAAGUGGAGGAGGAUCCUCUCUGGGGUGGAAAGAAGAUUUUGCUUAGCAUCAAUCGCUUCGAGCGUAAGAAGGAUAUGGCGUUGGCCAUUCGCGCGUAUAAUGGAUUAGGGGCAGAGAAAAGGGAAGGGACGCGAUUGGUGAUUGCUGGCGGUUACGACAAUCGUGUCCAGGAGAAUGUUCAGUAUCACCAAGAGCUGGACGAGCUUGCGACGAGUCUCGGGUUGGAGACCGCGACCUCUAAGACAGUCCUCUCUGCACUUUCAAUCCCCGACACGAUCGAUGUCCUGUUUCUUCUUUCAGUUCCCACCGCAUUCAAAGAUACCCUGUUGGCGCAAUCGAAACUCCUUCUCUACACCCCAAUCAAUGAACACUUUGGCAUUGUACCCGUCGAGGCAAUGCGCGUUGGUCUCCCAGUACUAGCAUCAAACACCGGCGGUCCACUGGAGACGAUUGUGGAGGGCGAAACGGGCUGGCUCCGCGAUGCCCACGCAGAUGAAGAAUGGACUGCUGUGAUGGACAAGGCUCUUUACAGAUUGAGCCAAGAGGAUGCUCAACGCAUGGCUCUUGCUGGCAAGAAGAGGGCACAGGAAAAAUUCUCGCUCACUGCUAUGGGCGAUAGGCUCGAAGAAGAAAUUACCACCAUGCUUAACGCCGAGAGAAGGCCGUUCAAUGGAUGGCAACAGGUCUUCGCCAUUUUUGCUCUGAUUGGGGCUGUUCUUGCAGUGAUGGCUGCAAUCCUGCUUCAAUUGAUGUAA
Molecule: messenger RNA, 1440 nt
Organism: Penicillium paradoxum
Lineage: Eukaryota; Fungi; Ascomycota; Eurotiomycetes; Eurotiales; Aspergillaceae
Product: GDP-Man:Man(1)GlcNAc(2)-PP-dolichol alpha-1,3-mannosyltransferase
Exons: 2
Coding region: 1-1440 (479 amino acids)
Molecular function (GO): GDP-Man:Man(1)GlcNAc(2)-PP-Dol alpha-1,3-mannosyltransferase activity; alpha-1,3-mannosyltransferase activity
Source: RefSeq, a predicted model, not a curated record